Messenger RNA from Spirodela intermedia, 2564 nucleotides. NCBI's taxonomy places the organism in Eukaryota, Viridiplantae, Streptophyta, Magnoliopsida, Alismatales, Araceae. The record is from the annotation of a GenBank genome assembly.
AUGGGGGCUUCUUCUCGUCUUCCUCUUGGGCUUCUGCUGGUGGUGGCUGUGGCUCUGCUUCUGUUGGCGCCGCCGUUUCCGGCGGCGGCGCUGACCCCGGACGGGGUGCUGCUUCUGGGCUUCAAGUACGGGGUGGUAAGCGACCCCUUGGCGGUGCUUUCCUCCUGGAAGUACGACGACGAAAACCCCUGCAACUGGAACGGCGUCUCCUGCGCCGCCAUUCCCGGCGAGAAUGGCACCUCGCGAGUCGUCGGCCUCGGCCUCCCCAACGCCCGUCUUCUCGGCUCCAUAGGUGGCGACCUCGGCCUGAUCCAGCACCUCCGCCACCUCGAUCUCUCCGGCAACUCCCUCAGCGGCUCCCUCCCCUCUUCCCUCUUCCUCCGCAACUCCUCCUCCGCCGCCGCCGCCACCUCGUCGGAGCUCCGCGUGCUGUCCCUCGCCGGUAACGAGAUCUCCGGUAGCAUCCCCGAGGUCCCCGCCGGCGCCAUGACCGACCUGCAGCUGCUCAACCUCUCCGACAACGCCCUCACGGGGGUCCUCCCCGCCGGCGUCUUCUCCCUCCCGAACCUCACCGUACUCUCCCUGUCCGGCAACUACCUCUCUGGCGGCCUCGCUGGCGGGGGACUACCUCGCGCAGAGUUCGUCGAUCUCAGCUCCAACCUCAUCAACGGCACCCUUCCGAGGGACCUCGUCGCCAGCGAUUCCAGUCGCCUCCGGUACCUGAACCUCUCCUACAACAAGCUCUCCGGCGAGAUCCCAGCGAGUUUCGCCGGCGAGCUCCCCUCCGGCGCCGUUGUCGACCUCUCCUUCAACAAUCUCGCCGGCAAGAUCCCCGAUUCAGGUCCUCUCCUCUACCAGAACCCGGCUUCCUUUGAAGGAAACAUGGCGCUGUGUGGUCCGCCGCUGAAGAUUCUCUGCCCCGUGCCCUCGACACCGUCGCCGAACGCCGCCGCAGCAGCGGCGCCGGCUGCUCCGGCUGUCGCCGAGUCGCCGCCGGCUUUCGCCGCCAUACCCAAGACGGUGGGCGGCGGCACCCACUCCAGGGAGCCGGGUGGUCAGAGAGGUCUCAAGCCCGCCACCAUUGUGGGCAUCAUCGCCGCCGAUCUGGGUGGAAUCGCCCUCCUCUUCGUAGUGUUCUUCUACGUUUACAGGGCCAAGAAGCGGCGCCAGCAACGGCAGCAGCAGCAGCAGCAGUGGGCGACGAAGCCAUGGCCGUCGCCGUCGACCGCCGCGCACGGCGGCGCCGCCGGCGGAGGAGGGGGGAGAGGAGGAUUCUCGCUCCUGUGUUUGGGCAGGAAGAGGGGUGACCAAAGCGAGGGGACCUCCACCUGCUCCGACACGGACGCCGAGUCACUGGAGAAAGCGGAGCAGAGGAAGAAGGCGGCGGCGGCGCUGGCGGCGCCGCCGCAGCAGAGCGGCGUGCUGGUGACUGUGGACGGGGAAGCGGAGCUGGAGCUGGAGACCCUGCUCAAGGCCUCGGCCUACAUCCUCGGUGCAAGGGGCUCCAGCAUCAUGUACAAGGCGGUGCUGGCCGACGGCACCGCGCUGGCGGUGCGCCGCAUCGGAGAAACCGGCGGCGCCGUCGAGAAGCUGCGCGACUUCGAGGCCCAGGUCCGCACCAUCGCCAAGCUCCGCCACCCCAACCUGCUCAGCAUCCGCGGGUUCUAUUGGGGCGCCGACGAGAAACUCCUGAUCUACGACUACCUCCCCAACGGCAGCCUCGCCAACAUCUCCUACCGUAAGCUCUCUCUCUCCGAUCGGCGUAGUCCUAUCCAGUAGAAGCAACAGGAAGACGACCGGAUUUCUGACCAGUCUUCCGCCGCCUCUUUUCAGGGAAGAUGGGGACUUCGCCGUUCCAUCUGCCAUGGGAGAACCGGCUGAGGAUAGCGAGGGGCGUGGCGAGGGGCCUCGCCUACCUGCACGAGAAGAAGUGUGUCCACGGGAACGUGAAGCCCAGCAACAUCCUGCUUCGCCACGACAUGGAGCCCCUCGUCGGAGACUUCGCCAUCGAGCGGCUCGUCGCCGGCGGCGGCGGCGGCACGCCGAGCUUCUCUGCGCGGCAUUUCGGGAGUAAGCGCUCGACCUUGUCGCAGAACAGCCAGCCGGAGACGCCGGCUCCGGGGGGGCCCGCCGCCAGCCCUUGCCUCUCCUGCGGCGGCGCCGCCGGCGGGGGGGACUCGUCGGCGGCGGCAUCGCCGUACCAUGCGCCGGAGUCGCUGAAGAACCUGAAGCCCAGCAGCAAGUGGGACGUGUACUCCUUCGGGGUGCUGCUGCUGGAGCUGCUCGCCGGAAGGGUCUUCUCCGCUGCCGAGCUCUGCCAGUGGAGCGGCGGGUUCGCCGCCGAGGAGGGCCACCGCGUGCUGAGGAUGGUUGACCCGGCGAUCCGUGGGGACGUGGUGGGGGACGACGAGAACCUCUUGAGCUGCUUCAGGUUGGCCUUCUCCUGCGCUGCCGCCCCCCCCCAGAAGCGGCCCUCCAUGAAGGAGGCCUCGCAGCAGCUCGACAGAUCUCUCCCUCUCUCUCCUCUCCCCCGCCACCACCACCACCGCCAUGAAUUCUCUUGA